CCCACCGGGGAAGUGGCUUCAAUGGCUCCAUCUCCCAGGAGAAGCAGUAGGAAAGAUGCCAGCGCCUUGCCAAGCAUGUCCUCAACUUUCUGGGCUAUCAUGAUCCUGGCUAGUCUCCUAAUCGCUUACUGCAAUUAUAACAGCUAUUUUGGAGCGGAUAACCCUCAAUGGCUGUAUAUGAGACAUUGCCCGGGGUGCCUCCAAGAUGCUUUUGAGCUGGGUCAGCUGGCUGCAGGUACAUGUGAGAUUGUUACUUUGGACAGAGAUAGCAGUCAGCCCCGAAGGACUAUAGCCCGACAAACAGCUCGCUGUGCAUGUAAAAAAGGACAGAUUGCCGGCACAACAAGAGCAAGGCCAGCGUGUGUUGAUGCACGAAUUAUCAAAACAAAACAGUGGUGUGAAAUGCUUCCGUGUUUAGAAGGAGAAGGCUGUGAUUUGCUAAUCAAUAAAUCAGGCUGGACCUGUACACAACCAGGAGGACGGAUAAAGACAACCACGACUGAAGAUCAGCUGGAAAUAUCCUGAGGCCAUGGUCUAAUGGUCUGAGCUUGGGAACUGGGAGCCAGAAACUCCUGAGCUCUAAUCCUGGCUCUGUCAGUGACUCCCUCUGUGGCCUUGGGUCUCCUGACAAAUGCAGCAACACAGAAUCCUCGUAGGAGUGGUUUAGGCUCUCUGUGAGCUACUUAACUUAGUCAAGUUUCACUGCUGUUGAUCAUCAUCUGUUAUAUGUCAUCAACUCAACUGUCUGUUUCUCUGUAUCUCAUGAAUGACAGCAUAAUUCCUCUGCAUUAUGAGCUAAAGUUUGUUCUACCAUUCUAAGGAUCACUGGACUAAGGAAUAUAGAAAAGAGAUAUGCUUGGGCAUUAGCAAUACAAAAAAGUUCAUGGUUAACGUUUCAUCUGCGUUAUACACCACUGCUGGACUUGCUGUUACCUACAUGUUUCAAUCCGAAGAGUCUGCUACAAUGAAGAGUAUCAUCCCAAUCAGCCUUAGAGAAGACUGUUUUGCCUAUGGGAGGACACUGAGGUGCAAAAGAGAAACUCUUCUUGUGCCCUAAACUGUCUGAAUUGCUUUUAUUUUCUUAUACUUUCAGUAUUUACAAUAGACCAAAGAGCAAAAUCUAUUUUAAAGUGGACACAAUCUUACUCUUAAGAGAGUUAUGUCAUUAAAUUGAAGGAGGUCUCUACAAAGACAUGAUUCCAGCUUUCACAAAGCUGAAAUGUUGUCCAGCAGAAGUCUUUAUGGAAAGCUGAAGUAAAAACUAACUCAGAGACCUGCUCUUGAAAUGCCAUGUUCAAGAGAACAUAAUGGAGCACUGAGAGAAAAUGACCUGUUUGAAAAACUUGGACAAAAAGAACACAAACUGUCUACGCGGCACCUUUAUUCCUCUGUACUUAGAUUGACUUUCUCGUACUAAAAUCAUUUUCCGUUUUAACCAGUUAAACAUGCCUCUUCUACAGUUCCAUUUUUGAUAGUUAAAGUUGGAUAAUACAGUAUUUGCAAAGAGCAUGUUUGGUCAUCUGUGGCCUAUGUCUCAUCUGAUACACCAUUUAGCACCAGAAAGCAAAUUAAAGAGAAAACAAAAGUAACACUUGUUUGAAAGAGAUCAUUAAAUGUAUUUUGAAAAGCCUAAAGUUAUAUAUUUAACAGUUUUUAUAUGUUGUAUAUUUGUAGAAAAUCCUAUUUAACAAUUAACGUGAUAACUCUGACAGUCAUGAAAAGUGGUUCAGAGUUAAGUUGUGUUUUAUUACUUCAGUUGUCUCUGAAGUGACCAGUGUCGUUUGCUUUCUUCCAUUGGGACAUUCUGGAUGUAAAGCAUGACCAGAGAGGACUGUGUAGAAAAAGCAAAGAAUAAUGUUGUUUAUAUUACAUAAAUGCAUUCAACCAUUGCA
Molecule: messenger RNA, 1892 nt
Organism: Parus major (Great Tit)
Lineage: Eukaryota; Metazoa; Chordata; Aves; Passeriformes; Paridae
Gene: TAFA5
Product: TAFA chemokine like family member 5
Exons: 6
Coding region: 22-525 (167 amino acids)
Biological process (GO): G protein-coupled receptor signaling pathway
Molecular function (GO): G protein-coupled receptor binding; receptor ligand activity
Source: RefSeq, a predicted model, not a curated record